AAUCUUAUUUAUGACGACGUGAUUCCUUUUAAGCAGCCAAAUCAGACAACGCGUAAUAAACAAACGAUCUUGGCAGCUCAGAAACCGUCUGUGCACGAUACGACGGAUGAUGGACGAUCGUCAAUCACACUUCAAGCGACCGAGUCCAGUGCGUCGACGUCAAAAUCUGAAACACUGGAUGAUCAGCCUCACGACGUAUAUCAUCUUCAAGCUCCGCCUGCACGCCUUAUGCGGCGAUCGGUUUCAUUUGAUACUUCUCAGCGACCUUUAUAUCAUCUUGAUCAAGACACAUGCCUGAAACCCACCUUGUCUUCCGAUGACAUCCUGGGUCUCGCAAAAGACGACGAUUCCCUGGACGAAUUUUUGUCAGACGUUGACAUUGAUCCAGCAGAAGCCCAUGACAGUAAUAUUGUGGGCGACAAACUUUCCAAGCGUUUGAGUGGUGGUCACUUUGGUUCCGCCGGGGGGCUAAUCUUCAGCACGUUACAACUCAAGGACAGUGAUCAAAGCAAAGAAUGGGGGUCCCGUAAAGCUCAAAGCGUGGACUGCAGCGAAUCCGAUUCCUUGGUCCCUGUCACUCCCCCUUUGCCUGACGAACCUGAAUGUCCGGGCGGUUUUGAAGGCCGUGAUAAUGAUGAAAUUGAUCAUCCGUUCUCCGCUUCCAGUUACGCUGAGCGAAUAUGGGAAGGUGACGAAACGGUUUAUUCCGACAUGGAACGAGUAGCCCAAUGGAUCGGCGAUGGAAAACCUGCCAGCACCGAAAUUCUAAAAUGCUAUAUGGGUUAUUUUGACUUUGAAAACCAGCCCUUGGAUGAAGCUUUCAGAACACUGUGUGGCAAAUUGCACUUGAAAGCUGAAGCUCAGCAGAUUGACCGCAUUCUCCAAUCCUUUGCUCAGCGCUACUGGGAUUGUAAUCCCAACUGUAUCUUUGGCAAUCGAGACGUAGUUCAUGCAAUUGUCUACUCGCUGCUUCUGCUCAAUACCGAUCUUCACGUAGCGCAAGGCGAGCGACGCAAGAUGUCACGUCCUGCAUUUGUUAGAAACACAAUGAGUGCUGUUACUGGCGAUGAGCAGCAACUGACAAUAGAUGAAGAACUGUGGACAGAUGAUUACAAACGUGCAAGCACGGUAACGUUCCAAUCCUCCGAAUGGACAUCCACCGCUCCACCUGAUAUGCGCCGGACGCCUAGUUUCAGAAGUGCUUGUAGUAAUCAAAGCAGUCAUGACCGUUUAAUGAAAAAUUCCACCGAAGGAUCCCCUCUGGUGGUCGGUAGUAAAGCUUGGCGGGCCGAAAUUGAAAUGAUACUCAAGCAUAUGUAUACAUCGAUUCGACAUCAUCAGAUUCUUCAUCCGUCGUAUACCGAAGACCCCAACAUGCGUGGUAGGGCUCGACGUCGUAGUCUUCAAGUCAUGAAUGGUAUUCGUACAAGCGCUUUUAAACGAAGUGUUGGUACCAUGAUCUGGAAAGCUACACGAGACAGUAUCUUUAUCAGUGAAAAUUCAGAGCUGGAGAAUCUCUAUGUACAUAAUGUGCUGCCGCCGAGCAGUCCACGAUCAACGUUAUCCACGAGUCGCGCCGGUUCAUUUCAACAGCAACGACGUCCCUCUUCAUCCUCCAUGCGCUCCAGUUUGUCCCAAGGUUCACAUCAUACCCAUGGCGGCCAUUCCACAUCCGCUACCACCUAUCAAUGCAUUGGACCACUGCUUCAUCAUUCUGAACUUCCUGCAUCCUAUACUGCUUCAGCACCAUACUACAAGGAAGGCACGAUUGUGCGUAAACAUUUACUAGAACGCGCCAAUCAAAAAGCCCGUCACCGAGAUUGGAAGGAGUGUUAUAUGGUGGUGCAUCAAGGCGAAAUACGCAUGUACAAAAUGGAUCCGGCACAACAACAGCAACAAUCUCAGAAUCGGAAAAGUAUGAUUCGAAGUAGUAUGAUGAUCAGCCGGACCAAUCUAGCUGGCACGGCCACGUCUGGACUCGAUACAUUAUUUGAACAUGGUACACAGUCUCUCGGUGCCGGUGAUUGGUUGUCCAAUGUACAAAUGAUUAGUCGAAUUGAUUUAAAGCAUACAUUAUCCAAUGCGCUUCCUUCCGGGUAUAGUCGUCAACGACCCCAUGCAUUUGCACUGCAGCAACCGAAUGGCGGGGUCUACCUAUUUCAAGUUGGAUCGGUGGAGCAAGUCAUGGAUUGGGUGUCCACCUGCAAUUAUUGGGCCGCUCGAGAAAGUAAGGAGCCCUUGACAGGAGGGGUUAGCAGCUUGGAGUACGGAUGGUCGGCUGCUUGUUUCGACAAUACCCCAUGUGUUAUUCACGAGUGGCAACCGCCUGUCCCACCAACCGUCAGUAGCACUUUGGAAGAAAAACCUCAGCUCGAUGCGUUGCACAGACACGUCAAAGAAUUAAAUGAAGAAUUAGAUAAACACCGAGAUUUGAAGCCAGACAUGGAAACUCGGUUUUCUUCGAAAGCAAGCAGUGAUGUGCAAGCCAUGACGAACUGGGAAAACAAAUCACAGUAUCUUUUACAUGAAAUCAUCAAAUACCAGAAUUAUUGCGACUCGAUAGAGAAGUCACUCGCUUUGCAGGACAAAGCAAUGCAAGAAUUGGCGUCAUAAGCAAAAAUAAUAAUAAUAAAAAAACCAAGAAUGAGUAGGGACGUACAAAUCGUGGUUGGUGAUACGUUGCCUUUUUUCAUUUUUCUCGUUUUCCCCAUUUGGGUGCCAUGCAAACCGUCUCCAUCGUUACCUGAGUUUCAACUCACCAUGUUGGUCAAUAUUUGGCAUCCAGUAACUAUAAAAGAAAAUAAGAGCGAAUAAAUAAAAA
Molecule: messenger RNA, 2821 nt
Organism: Radiomyces spectabilis
Lineage: Eukaryota; Fungi; Mucoromycota; Mucoromycetes; Mucorales; Radiomycetaceae
Exons: 7
Coding region: 229-2613 (794 amino acids)
Biological process (GO): regulation of ARF protein signal transduction
Molecular function (GO): guanyl-nucleotide exchange factor activity
Source: RefSeq, a predicted model, not a curated record